UUUCGUUAUCUACAUUGAUGAUAACAACGGUCAGUGUCAACAGACCUACACCCUUGUCAUAUUUAUGCGCCAUAUUGGUUGAAGCAUAAUCAUAUAAACAAUUUUUUUACAACAUUCAGUAUCAUACGCCGACAAUGUAUUGCCGUUCAAAUACACUGCUUUUGGUGAUAUGUUUGUCUCUUCCGGCGUUUCUGCCGACGGUGCGUGGACAGCCGGCUGAGAUUGACGGCUGUCCGAUGUACGGAUGUCGCCCCAGCGGCAGCUUUUCAUUCGAACAGGAAGUUCCCCGUGGUAACGUCACGAUCGGAUGGACAACCGGAAACUUCCAGGGACCGGUUCCAGAUUUCGGCGGAUGUGCAGGGAACGGUGCCAGCUUGGUGUGCCAGUCGAACGGCCCUGGACCAGGCUACACGGGUUACAUGGUACUAGACCUAGGGUCCGGAGAAGUGCUAUGGCGCGACCUUGUACUGAGGUUGCCGACACUUCCGCUCGUUGGCACCGACGGAAGUUUCUGGGGUACAGACGGGGGAAACCUCAUGCUCUACAGUGCCGACGGCACACCACUGCUUCCGGAAAUGCAUCUCGAUCCCAACAUGCGACCUCUGUUCGGGAUGCAGUUCGUUGAUGUCGGGUAUGGCGCCGUUUUAUUAGUCUCACAACAGACCGGCGAACUGAUCACCACUUUUACCGAUGGUUUACCCCUUGCCAACAUGUUUCUGAACGACACCGUCCAGGGCGUGAGUGGCAAGUCUCCUGCCUGUCGCACCCGCGGUAACCAGUAAAAACCGGAUUUAUGUUCUGACCGAGUUCGCACCAGACGAAAAACAGAGAGACGACGUCAGUAUUCUCGGCCUCCAGCGUCUUUACGCCAUCGACACCUCCACGUCUGUCGGCGAGAGAAUGAAAAUUGUUUGGCACGCGAACUUCGAGAAUGAAUUACCGUCUUCCGGUGUGUUGGAUGCCUCACUACGAUUCGG
Molecule: messenger RNA, 977 nt
Organism: Dreissena polymorpha
Lineage: Eukaryota; Metazoa; Mollusca; Bivalvia; Myida; Dreissenidae
Exons: 6
Coding region: 135-782 (215 amino acids)
Source: RefSeq, a predicted model, not a curated record